Molecule: messenger RNA, 4936 nt
Organism: Oryzias latipes (Japanese medaka)
Lineage: Eukaryota; Metazoa; Chordata; Actinopteri; Beloniformes; Adrianichthyidae
Gene: kaznb
Product: kazrin, periplakin interacting protein b
Molecular function (GO): protein binding
Source: RefSeq, a predicted model, not a curated record
CUCUGCGACACACAACAGUUGCUGCCAUCCACUUUAGGGUGAGGACUGCAUCCAACUUUUACCGGCUGAGGACGACCCUUUACCUCCGCUGACUCCCCCUCCACCCGUCCUGCCUGGAGCUGCAAAGGGCUGUCAGUCUGAAGGGGAGGCACAAGAUCAGAGUGCCAGCAUAGCAAAUGCGCCUCAAGAUCCCAUGCUACUUGCUCUGCAUAACUCCCCAUCCCAGCUUCACACCGAAACGCUGCCUCACAUUCAGAGAAGUGUCUCCCUCUCCCGCACACGUUUAGAUCCUGACAGCCCCCCCCUCCCCCUCUUAUGAUCUGUGCAGAGAGCAGUUAUAUCAGUGAGAGCAGAGCGCCGCUGUAGUCACAGCAGCAGGACCAGAGGAGAGCGGUCAUCUCACAUCACAUCCCAGCUGACCGAAGCCUGCGGGACAGCCAUGGAGGACACUCUCACCUCCAGUCAUGCCACCUUCUCUCAGGUGUUUGGACGGCAGGGACAGCUCAUGCAAGCUACUGUCCAGUCACUGAACAGCCUGAAUGACCAGAUUGCUCAGUUCAUGGUGACCCGGCCGUGCAGCCCGGCAGAGGAGGAGGAGGCCUUCCUGACGGGAGAGAGGCAUACCCUGAGGAAGUCGAUGACAUUGAUGAGACACCUGCUCGUGGAUGCUCAGGGGAAAAUCCUUAAAAUGAUGGAAGACAACAAACAGCUGGCACAGAGGAUUGAUGGGGCCAUCCAGUCUGCCAGUCAGGAAGUGAUCAACCUCCGCUCUGAGCUCUCUGCCACCAGCCGCAGACUGGCAGAGCUGGGUGCCAGCAGCCCCCCUGCCCUGGAGAACCACCACCAUCUCAACCACCACGAUGGCACGCUCCACUAUCGAGAUCUAUCGGUGCAUCACAGGCAAAAGGCGAGGAUGACAGACAUGUGCUACUCAACAGAGAUCUCCAGCCUGAUGGACUUUGGCACUGCAGACUGCACGCUAGGCAAAGUCUUGUUGCGGGAGGAGGUGGCCCAGCUUCAAGAGGAGGUCCACCUGUUGAGGCAAAUGAAGGACAUGUUGAGUAAAGACAUGGCAGAAACCCAAGGAGGCUGCUCUGCCAAUCUCCUCUCCGCCACAGAGCUCCGUGUUCAGCUGAGCGAGAAGGAGCAGGAGCUGGAACGUGCCAAGGAGGUCUUACAAGCCAUGAAAGCUGACCGUAAGCGACUAAAAUCGGAGAAGGCUGACUUAGUGAGUCAGAUGCAGCAACUGUACACAACACUGGAGAACAGAGAGGAGCAGUUGAGGGAAUUCAUCCGGAACUACGACCAACACAGAAAGGAGAGUGAGGAUGCAGUUAAAGCUCUGGCAAAGGAGAAGGACAUGCUGGAGAGGGAGAAAUGGGACUUGAAGAGGCAGACCAAAGAGUCCACGGAGCAGGCCAACAUCCUGCGUUGUCAGUUAGACAUGAAGGAGAACAGGAUUAAAGAGCUGGAGGCCGAGCUCACCAUGGCCAAGCAGUCUCUGGCCACUUUGACAAAAGACGUACCCAAACGGCACUCUGUGUCCAUGACGACAGAGCCGGUAGUAAAUGGCAGUCAGGAGUGGGUGAUGCAGGCCGACCUUCCUCUCACAGCUGCAAUCCGCCAGAGUCAGCAGACACUCUACCACGGCCACGCCACCGACCGACAAGCUGUGGUCAGGAUCAGCCCCUGCCACUCUCGUCAGCCCUCUGUGAUCUCAGACGCUUCUGCGGCUGACGGGGACCGAUCGUCCACACCCAGUGACAUCAACUCCCCCCGCCAUCGGACUCACUCCCUCUGCAAUUCUAUGGAGGACCUGGAGGAGCAGAAGCGUAAGAAGAAGAAGGAGAAGAUGACUCUGGGAUCUCUAUCACGGGUGUUCACUCGGAGCAAACAGCGCAAGUCACUGGAUCCCGGCUUAUUUGAUGACUCUGACAGCACACAGCACAGCCUGUCUGACGGAGAGGAGCAGCUGGACCGCCUCCAGCAGGUGGAACUAACCAGAACCACCUGCAUGUCGCUGUGGAGAGCAGGAGCUGUCCAAGCCUGGCUGGAGGUUGUCAUGGGAAUGCCCAUGUACAUCCGAGCCUGUUCGGAAAAUGUAAAAAGUGGCAAGGUGCUGCUGGGUCUGACAGACGAGGAUUUGGAGCUCGGUCUGGGUAUCAAUAACCCAAUUCAUCGCAGGAAAGUUAGACUGGCCAUUGAAGAUUACAGGAGAGCUGAAGGGACGCAGGGGCUAUCGAAAGCCUCUGAGAUGGACCAUCACUGGGUUUCAACAUCGUGGCUGAGUGACGUGGGGUUGCCUCAAUACUCCCAAACCUUCCACGCCCACUUAGUGGACGGCCGAGUACUGAACUCUCUGAGUCGCAGAGACCUGGAGCGGUUCUUCAAUGUCAGCGACCAUUUCCACCAGACCAGUCUGCUUCUGGCAAUCCAGCUCCUGCAGAUGCUCAGCUUUGACAAAGAGGCCCUCCAGGCACGGCGGACAAAAUGUGAGCACCAAAACCAGGACCCUGUUGUUUGGACAUGUCACAGAGUGAUGAAGUGGAUCAGAGAUAUAGACCUCAAGGAGUUUGCAGACAAUCUUCAGGGUAAAGGCGUUCAUGGAGCCUUGAUCGCUCUGGAUCCCUCCUUUGACACUGAUGCCAUGGCUAAAGCCCUGGGAAUCCCCAACAACAAGCACAUGCUGCACAGACACCUUUACGAAGAGAUGAAGUCACUCUCCGUCCCUCCCAGUGAUGAGGAGCAGGACACUAAAGCUGUCUGCUCCUCCGUCCCCCAGGCUGUCAGUCGUUUUACUGAUGAGAGGGUGUCACUCAGAAGAACAGGAAAGAGUUCACUGAGGUUGCGAGCAAACAGUCACUCUGUGGAGCGCAGCAUGGGCCUCCACGGUAACUGCGGCUCUCUGCCCAGAGAAGCCAGAGUGCAAGCCAUUUCCCGUGCCAAAGGCAGCCCGAUGCAUACUUACAAGAGUGUUGAAAUCACCAACGUGUGACUCACCCUCUGACAUCUUCACCACUGUUUACACUGUGUUGGUACUUUAACUGUUUACAGUUGAGAAAGCUGAGCACUCAAAACAUUAUAAAGGUGGAAAAGGGUAUAUGUAACAGCACCGACAUACACAUGAGGGGAUUUUUCAUGAUUUAAAAACAAGUCAUUUUUUAUUUUGAGUUUGAAAGCAAAGUAUUCUAAAACAUUUGUGUGUAUUUUCUGCAGCUUAGUACUGACAGGGAUGGUUUAGAAAUAUUGCAAAGAAAACAAAUAAAUUCGGAGCCCCUUUAUUGCCUUAUGAAAAAUAGAAACAAUUGCUGUAACUAUUUAUUUACUUGAUUUUAGAUGUUUCUCUUCAAGUCUCUGUUUUAGGAUUUUUGAUUAAAUCAAUGCUGUUGUGGUACAGAAAAACAAAAGCAACAUAACAUGCUUUCGUGUGGAUAUUUGUCCUUUACUUUUAACAGUUUUUACAGGCCUUUCUUCCUAAAUGAAACGUUUAAUCUACAGAACAAGAAUGUUGUUUAUCCAAAGGUUUAUGACUGAAACUAAUUGAUUAGAGGGGGUUUUAAUCAUAAACAAAUUUGAAUUAAAGUUUGUCAAGGUGACCAACAUGUCACACGUUCAGGUGAGGAAUGUAAACUUUUUAAGGGACAACAAUGACAGUCUAAGAGGGGUUUUACUUCUGUCAUCCACCAAACUGUUAUCCUCAAUAUUUGCCCAGCUUAUGUUCUUAAAAUAGUAAUAAAAAAAAACUAUCUAUGUGUCAAAGUCAUUUGGUUGUAACAUCAUCAGUGGUUUGUAAUAGCACACAGGAGUGAACUAUUUACACAUCUGUUGUUCCUGUGUGGGCUGGAAGGAUUCUGCAGAUUUUCCUGCUCCAUUGUAUCACACCAUCAACACUCAGCUAGUGUAUCAACAACGGUCAUGAUUUACUUCAAAAUAAAAGCGCACGGCUGUUGAAACCUCUUCCUUUUAGGGUUUUCUGCCAGUAAAGGUUGAGAAAAGGUUGCAAGCAGAGAAACAAAAUCCUGGUGGCUGGCAACUGUGGGAAGGGGCCACGGUACCACUUUAUUUGAUUGUUUGCUUGUUUACAAUCCCUCAUUAUUAUUUUCAUUUUAUGUACAUGCGGUUACAAGCUAGGAAAAAAAGAGCAGAUUUGGGGGGAAAUCUGGUAUGAAUAGACUAUUUCACAGUGAUCAGGAUAUUUCCUAAAGAUAAACAAUUAACAUUCAGGAUUAACAAAGCGGUUUUCAAAAGUCUGCAGUGUAAACAUGAAUCAGAUCAGCUGGAACUGACCCGCACUGAUGUUGUGUUGUUGAGCUGCAUCUGGAAAAACUGAGCUGUGAAUGUUCACAACAGCUUCACAUUAGAAAGAGGGAAAAGAUUGGACUUGUAGAAGAAUUUAUUAUAAACAGAAACCUAGAACACAACUUUUAUAAAAUAAAUAAAUAAAUAUAGGGAUGGAAUAAUCCCAUUUCAAGUAUGUUUUUAUAUUUUUAUAACUUUCUUUUUUUUAAUGAAUGUUACUGCUAUGAUACUGGUUGAGUAUUAAGUGUUUCAUUGGGAAUGCUCUGUUAUAAAUCAUGUCCAGCCAUGUUGAAUGGCACACGGGUGUACAGUGUUUGCUGUUCUUGAGCAUGAAGAGACCAAGUUUCAUCAUUUUGACACAUUCUGUGCAGCUGAAGGCCUUUGUAUGAAGCGGAACAGGUUUGUCUCCCAGAUCUGGGCGUGUCCUUCAGUCCUCUUUCUCAAAGGGGUAAAUAGGGAACGUUAGAGCUGUUUAAAGCUGUGAUUUACUUUAUUUUGGCCUUCACAUAUGAAGCUCAAUGUGAAUAUUAAAAGUGGAACUCCUGUCGUAAAGUGAUCUGUGCUUUGUCAUUGUUUUUUUUAUGAAUGAACACAAAUUUGUGUAAGAAAGAUAAAAAAAAAUAAAAAUUUAAAACUA